AUGGAUGCUUUUACAAGGUACCAAUUUGGCGUAUCUUUGGGAACGACAUUUAUUCAACACCCCCAAAAAAGAAGAUGGUACUUUAAUCGAUAUUUCAGGUGCCGACAUUUUUUCUCCCUAUUAACCGAGUUCCCUGGCCUUUUUGCCUUUUUCGCCCGACUGGGUAUCAACCUGCUACCAAGGUCAGUAAGUGAAGCUUUACUUGACCUCGAAAAAUGGAAUCUUGACCUAUGCGAUAAAGCGGAGACGUUACUAUCGGACAAGGGUGCAAAAGGAGUCAAUGAUGUAAAUGCGAACCACCCGGUCAUUUUCGCGGCGCUUCGUACCGCGUUCCGACGAAUACAUCCAGAAAUCAUGAAUCUCAACUCUACGAGGCAACAACCAGCUUAUCCCUUUCAGUUCGAUAUCGCCAGCGAGAUGUAUGACCAUAACUUAGGUGCCCACGAAACUACUGGGAACACUCUUACAUAUGCUCUAUUUGAGUUGUCCCGUAACCCAAAAAUACAGGACAAGUUACGUCAAGAACUUAAGAGCCUACAUCCGCCCUUUGAAUAUCCCCCUUCAGGAGCGCUCGAUUUGAGACAACCAGAGCCUAGAGAAGUCGACUCUUGUCUAUAUUUACACGCCAUUAUUCUCGAGACCCUCAGGGUCUGGACGGUGGUCCCACGUGCCAGGCCUCGUGUGACCACUUCAACGUGCUCCUUCUUAGGUUAUAACGACAUUCCCCCCAAAGUGAAGUUUCAAUACUAUCCAUAUACACUACACCGUAACAGAGAUAUCUUUCCUCAACCCGAAGCCUGGAGACCCGAACGGUGGAUUGAAUCCCACCCAGAUCACCUCGCAGAGAUGAAACACUGGCUGUGGUCAUUCGGUGAUGGCGACAGGAAGUGUAUUGGCAUGUAUUUUGCGGGUUAUUGCAUAAAACAAGCUAUCGCAGCGAUCUACACGAAUUUCUUCAGUACGCUUUACGAGCAUGGGGACAUGAGGCUUGACGACGGGUUCCUCGCCGGACCGAAGGGAGAUAAGCUAUAUGUGAAAUUCCAGCAUAUCUAG
Molecule: messenger RNA, 1053 nt
Organism: Cladophialophora psammophila CBS 110553
Lineage: Eukaryota; Fungi; Ascomycota; Eurotiomycetes; Chaetothyriales; Herpotrichiellaceae
Exons: 2
Coding region: 1-1053 (350 amino acids)
Molecular function (GO): monooxygenase activity; iron ion binding; oxidoreductase activity, acting on paired donors, with incorporation or reduction of molecular oxygen
Source: RefSeq, a predicted model, not a curated record